UUUUCUUGUUUGGCAUUCAUUCGAACAAGCGAGUUACAAAAAUAUAUAAAUAGUUGCGUGCUGAAAAGUUGCAUACAUUUAGGCAACGCAUCAAUUCAGUUAUUUUACGAAUAGCAGCACACUUUGGUAAUGUCAGGGGACCGAAAAACCUUUUUACUAAAACAUCAAGUCACAUAAGCUACUUUGUUGAGAGAAAUGGCUGACUUUCCACCAAACGUGCACUGGGACGAUAACCUUAUAUACAUUUCCGUUUGUUGAUUAAACAAAUUGUGAAGACUGCCUUGUGUGUGGCAAGUAUUUAUAUACACGUACAUAUGUAUAUAGCUAUUUUCGCAGCUGAUUUUUGAAGCGUGCAUGACAAUUCCUCUCGCGCUGUCUCUCUCUCAAUUGACUUUCUCCAACAGAAUCAAUUGUUUUUAUUUGGAAAUGAGCACUGCAUGGUGGGAGGGCAUUAUGUCAUCUGAGUAACAAACAAUUUGAGCCAGAGGCAAACACGCCAAAUGGUAAUCUAGUUACUAGUAAACAAUCGGCAUCUCAAUGGUAUAAGUAGCACUAAGAUUAAUGUAAACAAACAAUAUAUUAUAUCUGAACAAACUAUCAGCUAGUAAUAAGUAAACAUACUAGUUAGUAUAAAUAGAAGUAAGAACCAUGUAAUAAGUUAGUCUUAAGAGUAAGAGGACACAGCGGUGCAGCACAAAAAAAUAUUCUUUUGAUUUGCAUAUUUUUACUUCACGUGAAAAUUAGCUCGCGAGCGGUCACUUGUAUAUGCUUGCUUAUAAAUAAAAGCUUUUAUUUACUACACUCACACCUGCAGCGACGGCACGACACCUUGUUAGUGAGUUAUCACACAUACAUACAAAUAAAUAAAGUAUUGGCUUUUUGUUUAUUAACAAAUUGACAGCGAUUUUGCGCGCUUUCGACGAACAUUUUGUACGCUCAGUGUUUAUUUGGUGCUCCACACCGCCGGUUGCUGACAACGAGCACGAAAACGAAAGCGGCCAAACCGAAAUAAAACGUGGCGCAGCGAAGAUAACUGGAAAGUCGAAAAACACUUGAAUGCCUGCGAUUUGAUGGCUAUCAUUAUCAAAUUGAUUGCUGCUAUUGUUGUUUCUAAUAAAGUGCCUUCUCGGACGCUAUACUAUCGAGCUUGAGGUUAUGUGUUUACAAUUAAUUACAUUUUAUUUAUUGUGAAAUCGUUGAUAUGCCAAAAAAGUGUCGCAAUUGAGGAAUUGUGAAAAAUUAACAAAUUUUCUUACUUAAAAAAGCAAACAAAAAACAACAGCAAAAUAAUUACAAUUAAAACAUAAACAAGUGAGCAGUGCCAGUGCUUUUGCCAUGAAUUCAGUGUGGAGAGUGGGCAUUUUCGCUAAGAAUGCAGCAGUAGCCAUAACAAAACCAUGCCAUGUUGGGUCGAGCACUCGUUUCAGGUACGCAAGUAUCGCAACAGGUGUCGCGGAUCCCAAAACACAACUGCCGGACGACAAGCCAGCGUCAGCAUCAAAAACAGUCGCCGCGGCGGAACCAGCUCCGAGCUUUGACCAACAGCGCAUUUUAAAUAAGGCACAGGUUAAGCCGAUAAGCAGUCAACCGUUGACAGACACAUUUGGACGUCACCACACAUAUCUGAGGAUCUCAUUGACCGAGCGUUGCAAUUUGCGCUGUCAAUACUGUAUGCCAGCCGAAGGUGUAGAACUGCAACCGAAAUCAAAUCUGUUAACCACCGAAGAAAUUCUCUACUUAGCGCGAAUUUUCGUUGAGCAAGGGGUGCGUAAAAUUCGUCUAACCGGCGGUGAGCCAACGGUACGACGCGACAUAGUCGAUAUCAUAGCCCAAAUAAAGUCCAUACCCAAACUGGAGAGUGUCGGUAUUACUACAAAUGGCCUAGUAUUAACACGUCUCUUGCUGCCGAUGCAGCGUGCCGGCCUGGAUGCGGUGAAUAUCAGUUUGGAUACGUUGCGCCCGAAACGUUUCGAGGAAAUCACACGACGCAAGGGCUGGGAGCGCGUUAUAGCCGGCAUUGAUUUGGCCAUACAGCUGGGCUAUAAGCCGAAAUUGAACUGUGUGCUUAUGCGCAAUUUCAACGAAGACGAAAUUUGCGAUUUUGUCGAAUUCACCAAAGAUCGUGCAGUGGAUGUGCGUUUCAUAGAGUAUAUGCCAUUCACGGGCAAUAAAUGGCAAACCGGUCGGUUGAUUUCUUUCAAGGAAUCAUUGGACAUUAUAAAGAACAGAUGGCCUGACUUCGCGGCGCUGCCCAAUGGCCCAAAUGACACAUCAAAAGCGUAUGGCGUACCUGGCUAUAAAGGACAAGUAGGCUUCAUAACAUCUAUGACGGAGCAUUUUUGCGGUUCCUGUAAUCGUUUACGGCUCACCGCAGACGGAAAUAUUAAAGUGUGUCUAUUUGGCAAUAAAGAAUUUUCGCUACGUGACGCUAUACGCAAUAAUUGCUCCGAAGACGAUCUGAUUACGUUGAUUGGAACGGCAGUUAGUCGAAAGAAGAAGAAGCACGCUGAUAAUUUCAUUCAUGAUAAUGUCACAGCAGAAAUGCAUCACAUCUCUCGCAAAACUUUUGACAUUCGGAAGCAACAAAGGAUUCAUUCUCAACGAUAUCGCAACUACAUUUCAUCGCCAGACACAUUACCCGUUCUUACCAAUCUAAUGGGCGCACAGUUAACAACAAAAUAUCUGACACAAGCACGUUUUUUCUCUAAAACGAGCUCAAAUAGAAAUUCGGACAAUAAUAGCGCAAAUUUAACGCACGUUGACUAUGCUGGCAAAGCUCAAAUGGUGGAUGUCACUGCGAAACAAAGCAGUGAACGCGUAGCCGAAGCACGUGCCACCGUGAUAGUGGGGCCAACUAUUGCUCAACUCAUACACGCAAACAACAUGCGCAAAGGUGAUGUGCUUAGUGUGGCCCAAUUGGCUGGCAUAAUGGGCGCCAAAAGAACUUCGGAACUAAUACCGCUAUGUCACAACAUAUCAUUAUCCUCCGUAAAGGUUGAGGCGAAGUUAAAUCUUGUAAGCAAUAGCGUGGAACUAUUUGGUCGUGUGAAGUGUACAGGUCAAACGGGUGUGGAAAUGGAGGCGCUGACGGCUGUUGCAUUGGCCGCGCUUACCGUUUACGAUAUGUGUAAAGCCGUCUCACACGACAUAACAAUAACGGAUAUAAAACUUUGGGGCAAAAGUGGGGGUAAAAGGAAUUUUGAACGUAGUAAAAAUUAGAUAAUUUAAAUUUAUAAUAUAAAUAUGAAUAUGUAAAUUGCAUUACAUUAACAUUAUGAAAUUAUUAUUACAUGUACCGUGGUAAUGAAAUUAACAGAUCAUGAAAAAUUGUUGAAAACUAAUUUUGUUAUUUAAAAAGGUAAAGUCUGAUAUGAACAAAAUAUCCAUUAAUUUUGUGGGGUUCCAUCCAUACAAUUAUUUGAUAUAUAAUUUUUACCAAAGAUAUGAUAUAAGGUGUUAGGUUUGUUAUUUAUUGGACCCAUAGGCAAUUUAAAAAAGAGGUGCGGGAAAGUAUCCAUUCUAUUUUUAGAUAUUAUUACAAAACAUUUUUUUGUUUUUAAAAAAAUAUUUUAAUUAAAUAUACAUAUACAAUUUUAA
This is a messenger RNA of Bactrocera neohumeralis, 3597 nucleotides long. RefSeq names its product molybdenum cofactor biosynthesis protein 1 (gene Mocs1). Lineage: Eukaryota; Metazoa; Arthropoda; Insecta; Diptera; Tephritidae. The record is from RefSeq and is a predicted model, not a curated record. Gene Ontology annotation, molecular function: 4 iron, 4 sulfur cluster binding; cyclic pyranopterin monophosphate synthase activity; metal ion binding. Gene Ontology annotation, biological process: Mo-molybdopterin cofactor biosynthetic process. Bases 1336 to 3219 code for a protein of 627 amino acids. The transcript has 6 exons.